AUGCCCACAAUAGGGGUGGACUUCAAGAUCAAGACCCUCACCGUGGACGGCCAAACGGUCAAGCUACAGAUAUGGUUGGUAUACACCUACACGUGCCUCAACUCCACGCGCCUUUGUUGGCCUCACCUCACCGUCUUCUGGCAACCCACCCACCCCCAGGGACACAGCAGGCCAAGGGCCAACGGGAUUAUUCUCAUCUAUGACAUCACCAGCGAACGAAGCUUUCAGAGCGUCAGCAGCUGGCUGCAGGAAGUCAACCGCUACCUAGGCCACAAGUCCGACGUGAGGAAGCUGCUGAUUGGCAACAAGGCCGACCUCGAACACGAACGGCAGGUCUCCACGGAGCAGGGCAAGGCCUUUGCAGAAGCGAAUGGUCUCCCCUUCUUGGAGGCGAGCGCAAAGAAGGACAUCAACGUGGAGCAGAUGUUCCGCUCCCUGGCCGAGGCCGCCGUGAGGCGAUCUUCAUCCACGAUGCCUCGCCUGGAGCCCGCUGCACGCACCGACGUCGUGCGCCUGCAGGCCGGAGAUGCUGCCACCCACCAGACCGGACCUGCACAUCACCUCAUGGACCACCAAGACCAGCGCCAACAACAACAACACCAGCAGCAGCAGCAGCAGAGGGAGGAGCUGAAGGAGGGCGGCAAUGUCCCGGCAUCGCUCCUGCUGCACACGGGCAACGUGCUACAGGUCCUGCCCGCCCUCGCCCCCCACGCCUCGCCUCGAACCGAGCUGCUGCGCAUGUGCGAGGUGGCGCUCUACCGGAGCCAGCAGGGAGCCCUUGAGGACCGCCGCGCCUUUGCCAUAGGCGCGCAGCACCAGGACGUCAAGCUCACCGUCAAGCUGUUCCUGGGGGAGGGCGCUGGUGCCAGCCAAGCACAGGCCCAAGUGCGGGAGGCCGUCGCUGCGCUGCUCCGACAUCUGGAGGUGGAGUUCGUCGACACGCUCCUGCUGGCGCCGCCUCCCUCCUUCACCUCCUCGUCCUCUUCCUCGUCCUCGCUGCUGCGGGUCUCACCGGAGGCGGCCGUUGACGAGCUGCUCCUGCCCGCGUGGCGGGCGCUCGAAGAACUGGUGGCGGACGGCCGCCUGCGCACGCUUGGCACCUGCGGCCUUCAGCAGGCAGCGCUGGCUCACUUACACGCCCUCGCCACGGUCAAGCCACGCACCAAUCAAAUCUACACGAACGAGCUCACCACGGAGACACGGACCCUGCUCGCUUUUGCCAAAAGCCACCACAUGUCGCUGCUCGCUCUACCCGAAGACGCCCACCUUUCGGUCGGGGACAUCAACGUGGACAGCCUGCGCGCCAAGUACCCCUCCUCGCUGGGCAAGGACGGCCACUGGCGAGUAGAUUGGCUGGCCCGCUACUGCGGCGCCUACAAGUGCCGGACCGCCCUUGCGAGGAAAGGGUACUUCGUCCAGUGCCGCAACCAGAAGUAA
Messenger RNA from Acanthamoeba castellanii str. Neff, 1437 nucleotides. RefSeq names its product Ras subfamily protein. The transcript is spliced from 12 exons. The record is from RefSeq and is a predicted model, not a curated record. Lineage: Eukaryota; Discosea; Longamoebia; Acanthamoebidae. Gene Ontology annotation, molecular function: GTP binding; GTPase activity. Gene Ontology annotation, biological process: regulation of exocytosis; protein secretion. The coding region runs from base 1 to 1437 and encodes 478 amino acids.